Malaclemys terrapin pileata is the source of this 2600-nucleotide messenger RNA. RefSeq names its product myb/SANT-like DNA-binding domain-containing protein 2. Lineage: Eukaryota; Metazoa; Chordata; Testudines; Emydidae. The record is from RefSeq and is a predicted model, not a curated record. Bases 1435 to 2163 code for a protein of 242 amino acids. The transcript is spliced from 2 exons.
UUAAAAAAAUGCUUUAUUUAUUUAUUUUUUGAGUAAGUGUUCUUUAGACUAUUAGGUGGGUGGCAAAUUCUCUACUUGCACCUUUCAUUUUAAAUAUAUUUGCAUUAGGAUGUUAAACUAAUAAAAAUAAAAUGGUUUUAUAUACACAUUCUCUAAGGCAGGGGUCUCAAACUCAAAUGACCAUGAGGGCCACAUGAGGACUAGUGCAUUGACCCGAGGGCUGCAUCACUGACACUCCCCCCUCUCUGCCCCCAGUCCUGCCCCCACUCCACUCCUUUCAUGAGGCCCCGCCCCUACCCCGUCUCUUGUCCACCUCCUCCCCUGAACGCGCGGCUCCCCGCUCCUCCCCACUCCCUCCUGUAAAGUGCUAAGCGCCACCAACAGCUGUUUGGCGGCUUGGCGGUGGGGAAGCGCCUGGAGGUAGGCAGAAAAUAAAUGAAGAGUAAUAUAGUAGUAUAGUAUUAAAAUAUACUAUGCUAUUAAAAGUCAAUUUAUUAACUUGUUUAUUAACUUCUUUAACUGUAAUAUGAAAAGUCAGUGCUAAUUUUGACAGUCAUUUCAUUUUUGGCCACUUAGCUGGCAGUGUUUUGCAUCAACCAGAGCAUCAAUAUUAGGUUUGAUAUCCUGAGACAAAACCAAUCUCAGUGUUACUUUCAAAUGUUCACCAGUGAGCCUUAACCUUAACACAGAUUUGUUAAUCUUCAUGGAAGAGAAAAACUGUUCACAUAUAUAUGUACUUCCAAACAUUGCCAUUAUCCUUGCGGAAGCAGAGAAUAACAUGGGAAAUCUUUCUUGUGAAAGAAACCUAUAGAAUUCUGGAAUUCCAACAUCUGUAUACUUCUGGUUCAAAUGGUGUCAUACUGAAGCUCCACUAACUCCAUCUGCAUUUCUUCUGCAACAUAGUCAAUUUCAUCAGCAACUGGUGUGGAAAAAAGUUGAAAAUGUGGUUCAAGUGCCUUGAAAUCUUUAAACCGCACAUCAAACUGUUUAUGUAAGUUAGAAAUGAUCUCUGCAUAUUCUUUCAAGGAUUUGGGUUCAACUUUUCCUAAGGGCCUGGUCUACACUACGAGUUUAGGUCGACUUUAGCAGCGUUAAAUCGAAUUAAGCCUGGACACGUUCACACGACGAAGCCCUUUCUUUCGACUUAAGGAGCCCUUUAAACCGGUUUCUUUACUCCACCUCCGACGAGGGGAUUAGCGAUAAAAUCGGCCUCAGCGGGUCGGAAUUGGGGUAGUGUGGACGGAAUUCGACGUUAUUGGCCUCCGGGAGCUAUCCCACAGCGCUUCAUUGUGACCGCUCUGGACAGCACUCUCAACUCAGAUGCACUGACCAGUAGACAGGAAAAGCCCCGCGAACGUUUGAAUUUCAUUUCCUGUUUGCCCAGCGUGGAGAGCACAGGUGACCCCACAGAGCUCAUCAGCACAGGUAACCGUGAUGGAGUCCCAGGAUCGCAAAAGAGCUCCAGCAUGGACCGAACGGGCGGUACAGGAUCUGCUCGCCAUAUGGGGAGAUGAAUCAGUGCUAGCUGAACUCCGUAGCAGUAAAAGAAAUGGCAAAAUAUUAGAAAAGGUCUCCAAGGCCAUGAAGGACAGAGGCCAUAACAGGGACGCACAGCAGUGUCGCGUGAAAAUUAAGGAGCUAAGGCAAGCCUACCACAAAGCCAGAGAGGCAAACGGAAGGUCCGGGGCACAGCCGCAAACAUGCCGCUUUUACGCGGAGCUGCAUGCCAUGCUAGGGGGUGCAGCCUCCACUACCCCAACCGUGUGCUCUGACUCCUUCACUGGAGAAACACACAGGGAAGAGGGUUCGGGGUACGAGGAAGAGGAGGAUGAAGAUAAUGUGGAUAGCUCACAGCAGCAAGGAAGCGGAGAAACCGGUUUCCCCAACAGCCAGGAUAUGUUUAUCACCCUGAACCUGGAGCCAGUAACCCCCGAACUCACCCAAGGCGUGCUCCCAGACCCUGAGGGCACACAGGGGACCUCUGCUGCAAAUGUUUCUCCUUCACAGAGGCUAGUGAAGAUUAGAAGGAGAAAACGGCGGACUCGGGAUGACAUGUUCACGGAGCUCCAGAUGUCCUCCCACGCUGAAAGAGCACAGCAGAAUGCGUGGAGGCAGUCAAUGUCAGACUACAGAAAAGCACAGUAUGAACGAGAGGAGAGGUGACGGGCUGAAUCGCGGGAUGAACAGAGCAAGUGGCGGGCUGAAGAUGAUAGGUGGUGUCAGCUUGCAGACAGAAGGCAAGAGUCGAUGCUCCGGCUGCUGGAGCAUCAAACUGAUAUGCUCCAGCGUAUGGUUGAGCUGCAGGAAAGGCAGCAGGAGCAGAGACCGCCGCUACAGCCCCUGUGUAACCAACAGCCCUCCUCCCCAAGUUCCAUAGCCUCCUCACCCAGAUGCCCAAGAACACAGUGGGGGGGCCUCCGGCCACCCAGUCACUCCACCCCAGAUGAUUGCCCAAGCAUCAGAAGGCUGGCCUUCAAUAAGAGUUAAAGUUUUAAACUGCAGUGUGUCCUUGUCCUUCCCUCCUCCCCCACCCAUCCCGGGCUACCUUGGCAAUUAUCCCCCUAGUUGUGUGAUGAAUUAAUAAAGAAUGCAUGAAUGUG